GCAUGAUGGAUGCAAUGCAACUACUAAUAAUUUGGUGGACUGUAUUUAUUUGCAUCUAUGGAGAAGAUGAAGGUUCUUCAUGUGAUGUUACAUUCACAGUGCGAAGAGGUACGACGAAACGUGCUAUACCUGGACAAAGUUUGACAGUCAGUUGUCCCGUCAAACACUGUGGAAAUGUACUAAAUAUCACAUGGUGGAAACUCUCUAAUACAAGCAGCUAUAAGAUCAUUCCAAACACGGAGAAUAUAACCAUCAGACAGGAAUAUCACAAAGAUGAUCUUAUCUCCUAUUUGAGUUUUAACCAGGUUACCAUUAUUGAUGACGGCCUGUACCGAUGUGCUUUAGAACACAGAGAUGAAAGUGUCAGCCAUGCCAUCAACAUCUCUAUUUCAGACCGAAACAUAGGAGUAAAAGACCCAGAAGAUGUUGUUGUUGGUUCAAAGACUCGUGGUGAUAAUGGACCCUGGCUGCCCUACUUCAUGAUCUGCAUUAGCAUUGUGCUCCUGGUGAUCACAGCAAUAAUGUUAACCACUGUGUGCUGUUAUAGCUGGAGAGGAACAUGGACCUACAACAGCAAAAAGGGAGAGCAGGAAAUAUCUACACAUAAGAUACCGGAACUUCUCAAGACGGGGGUCUGUUUUUCUCCCAUCCUGCGACCUCAGAUGUCAGCCCUGAACGACAGCAAAGCAGAAAGAACAACUUCAACAUCGACUUCUCUCACUCAUGUCGGGAACAAGCCGGCCACAGAAAACUCAGCAGCUGAAUUUAAACUGUCUAACAGUGUAGUGUAUGCUGUCAUCAACAGCAAAACUGGACACCAGCCAAUCUAG
Cyprinodon variegatus (sheepshead minnow) is the source of this 830-nucleotide messenger RNA. Its product is annotated as B- and T-lymphocyte attenuator-like. Gene Ontology annotation, cellular component: plasma membrane. The record is from RefSeq and is a predicted model, not a curated record. Lineage: Eukaryota; Metazoa; Chordata; Actinopteri; Cyprinodontiformes; Cyprinodontidae. Gene Ontology annotation, biological process: immune response-regulating cell surface receptor signaling pathway. The transcript is spliced from 6 exons. The coding region runs from base 3 to 830 and encodes 275 amino acids. Gene Ontology annotation, molecular function: signaling receptor activity.